AUGAAAUUUCUAAGUAUUACCGAUAAAGGCAUUUCUUGUGUUUUCUGGUUAACCUUUUUCAUCAGUUCCAUUUCCAUUGCUUUAAAUCUAGCUGUUAUUCUAGGCCACACGUCGUUACCAGUCAUCAAAACAUGGGAAAAACUUAGAGGGCCGCCAGGUAUACCUGGUCCGCCGGGGCCUCGUGGAGAGCGUGGUUUUCGAGGAAUAACAGGACGCCCUGGAAUGCAAGGAUUAAAAGGAGAAAAAGGCGAAUCUGGAUUGGGUGAUAAAGGAACGAAUGCUGGGCCUCCAGGGCCUCCAGGCCCACCAGGACCACCCGGGCCUCGAGGUCCACCAGGACCCGGUGAUGGAGGACAGGAGAAUGAGGUUGAUCCAAUAGGAAUAUUAGAUGUACAAAAACGAAUCGAUCUACAAACACAAAAUGUCGGCAAUAAUGCUAAUCAGUGGGCCGCUGAAGGCAGCACUGAUAAAAUGGGCAACCAAGGAGAGGAAGUAAAACAACAACAAUUUCAGCAGCAGGUAUUGCAGCAACAGCAACAACAAUUGCUAUUACAACAACAAUUACAACAACAGCAACAACAGCAGCAGCUGCAGCAGCAAUCAGUUCAACAACCACCACUACAACAACAACAACAACCAGUAUUCCAGCAAGUGCAUAUACAGCAGCAGCAACAACAACCUAUGCAACAGCAGCAACCGCCUGUUCAGCAACAAGUACCAAUACAACAGCAGCAACAACCUCCUAUUCAGCCACCAAUACAACAACAACCAAUACAGCAGCAACCUCCUUUACAGCAACAACCAAUGCAGCAACAGCAAUUGCAACAGCAGCAACAACAACAGCAACAGCCACCUAUGCAGCAGCAACUUAAUUUUGACCAGCAACAGCAAAUGCCACCAGUGCAAGCACAACAGCAGCCACUGCUACAACAACCUCAAAUGCAGCAGCAACAACAGUUUCAGCAGCAAGCAGCUCAGCAACAACAACAAUUUCAACAGCAAGGGGCCAACAUGGGCGGCCAACACACAGGCCAAGCAGAUAAUAACUUUGCAAAUGCUGGUAUUCCACCAGGAUCAAAUAUAGGAGGUGCAAAUGCUCAAGACGGUCAACAAAUUCCCCAAAAUGUUAUGCAAGGAGGAGCCAGAGUUUAG
Molecule: messenger RNA, 1152 nt
Organism: Trichoplax adhaerens
Lineage: Eukaryota; Metazoa; Placozoa; Uniplacotomia; Trichoplacea; Trichoplacidae
Exons: 7
Coding region: 1-1152 (383 amino acids)
Source: RefSeq, a predicted model, not a curated record